Molecule: messenger RNA, 3141 nt
Organism: Lutzomyia longipalpis
Lineage: Eukaryota; Metazoa; Arthropoda; Insecta; Diptera; Psychodidae
Product: zinc finger protein 546
Exons: 5
Coding region: 129-2804 (891 amino acids)
Molecular function (GO): nucleic acid binding; zinc ion binding
Source: RefSeq, a predicted model, not a curated record
UUGUAUUCUAUGGUUGACAGAAAGAUUGCUUUGUGAUACAGUUGGUGUAAAUUUUUCAAAAUACUCCACCAUCCCGUGGACCAUUGAUUAAAAAUUUUAUAACUGAAAAAUAAAGAUCCGCCGUUAAAAUGCUCGGAGUUGAAGAUGAGGAAGAAGACUUGGAGGACACGCAUCUGUGUAUAAAGUGCAACAGGACAAUAAUAGGCAUAGAAAAUUACAUAAAACAUCGUAAAGAGAAAAAUUGCGGACGCGAUAAAUCAUCCCCUACGCUGAAUCGCGUUCAGGAUGAUCCAACGUAUGGGGAUCGAAUGGGCAAUGAUAGCUUUAGCUUUAACUACUCCGGAGAGACUCCAAAGCCCCACGAUACGCCGUCUGAUGUGAAACUUCCCACGGAGAAUCUUGAGUAUCACUACGACCUAGGAGCAGAUAUAUUCUUCUCCUCCUUAGAACUACAGAGUAGUUCAAAGAGGAAUGUUUCGAAGACUCCGCACGAUCCAAGGGUGUUGACGAGAAAAGCCACAGCAGCAAUCAUGUCAAGUCAUCAUGAGGAUGACUGGAUACCGCCACAGCAUCACAGUGAGUCAGAAAAACUCAUGGAAGCUGUAUCGGAAAUUGGGGAUAUGAAGAAGGAUUUACCGAUUUUCCAUCAAGUGGACUUCCCGCAGGAAUCCGCCGAGUCUAGUUCUGAGGAGGAGGACAUUGAAGACUUUGGAGCACCACCGAGAAAUCAUACUGGUGGCAAGUGGAAGCCUCCUGAUCCCGAAAUUCCCACAAGUUCUCCAUGGCGAGCUGAUAAUCACUGGGAUGAUGCAGAAGAAACCCUUGUUGAUGAUAAAUGGAGCAAGCUUGACAAGAGUCAUGACAAUGAUGACCCCGAAGAUGACUUCUUUUCCCCACCGUCAAAUCACACGAAAGGAAAAUGGGUUCCUGGUUCUAAAAUCACCAAGCUAGACUACAAGAAUACAGCUGGAAGGAAAUCCCUGGAUAAAAUCCCAAUGUGGUGCCACACAUGCAACAGACAGCUAGCAUCGCAGAAGAUGUACAAGCAGCAUCUCAAAUCAAACCUUCACAAGAGGAAAUCCCUUCCAGAGAUUGAACUUGGACAAUCAUUUCUACCUCAGCAAUCACGUAUGGGCUACUAUACCCGGCAAAUGCUGAAAAAUCAACAGAAAGAUCCCGAAGAACACGCCAAGGAGAAGGAGAAACCUUCACGUGCAAAGAGGCCAAAGAAGCGAAAGAGGAUUCGGAAGAAGAUCUAUUCGUACUGCGAAGUUUGUCGUAUGAAGAUGCGUCAUCAUCUCUUUGGGAAGCAUCUUAUCUCCCACUAUCACUACAGAAGAAUGCAUUUGCAACCACAGAAGUGUCUGGCUACAGUUCUCAGCAAUAUUCACCGAAUUGUCCUGCAGUCACCAUUCCAGUGCCAACCGUGUAGAUUUUAUGCUAACACCGAAGAAACUUUCAUGUCUCACUGGAAUUCUCAGGAGCAUGAGAAAAGGAUUGCAAGAGUAUCUCGCCUCUACUGCAGCUUUUGCAAAUUUGAAUGUUCCGAGAAUGCAACGAUGACUCAUCAUCUGAUAGGCGUGGAGCAUCAGGAGGUAAUCUGGGCGAUUAAUCGCUCAGUUCCAAUAAUUAUACGUGAAAAAACUCUUAUCAAAUGUGAUUUCUGUAGCCGAGAAUUUCGCUACAACAUCGAACUACGUCGUCAUGCUGUUACAUCAUGCCAACCUCUUACAAAAGCAAGCAGUGGCUCCGAUGCGUAUCAGUCAAAAUUCUUCUGUACACAGUGCUGUAUUUCCUUGAAAACGCGGAAAUCCCAACAGAAGCACGAUAAGCAUACUCACGGCAAAAACACCUAUUUCUGCUCAGUCUGUGAUGAAUCCUUCCCUUCGGCUGAAGUUGCCAAAGUUCACAGAUAUUCCUUGAAGCACAAAAUAUCCUCCGCCAGGAAGAGAAAUAAGAAAGACUUGCAACGAAAUUGUUCAAUAUGCAAUGUAACCGUUGAGGACGUUCUCAAGCUGAAGGAGCACAUUACACAGGAGCAUCCUGAGAAGAAGUACUACUGCUCAAGAUGCGAUGAAGCCUUCAUUCUAUCGCAAGAACUAUCACGGCAUAGAAGGGAUAAAAAAUGCCAGGCUAAAGUAAAGAAAACCAUUAAAAUUGAACAAGAUUGGGAAGAUCCUGAUGAAGAUCUCUAUCAGAUGUUGGAUUAUGAUUUGAAUAAUGUGGCUGAAAACUCAGGAGAGCAUCUUGAGGGAAAUCUCAUCAAAGAGGAGUACUUACUUCAAGAUGUGAUUGACGAGGUUGAACCAAUUGAUGUGAGUGAUUAUCCAGCUGAGAUUUUUACCUGUAAGAUCUGCAACACGGAUUUCCGAAAAAGGUUCCUCCUGGAGCAGCAUCUCCACGUUCAUCGCGAGCAACUACCGUGCCGGCGUUUCCUGUGCACCAAGGAGGGAUGCCACUUCACUGGCAGGAGUGCGGGGGAGGUGAACAGGCACAUGGAGACACACGAAACUGAAAGGAAGCAUCGCUGUCCACAGGAAGGGUGCAGCUAUCAAGGGAAAACUUUGGCAUUGCUCAAGAAGCACCAGAAGAGCCAUUCCGACGAUCGGGAGGAGCUGCAUUGCCCAAACUGCCCUUACAUCACCUACAACAAAUCCCACAUGACGCGCCACUCACGAAUCCACAGCGGCGACAAACCCUUCAAAUGCCCCUAUUGCCCGUACACCUCCAACACCUCAACCAACCUCCGGAAACACAUCUUUUCGACAAAACUUCACACAGCAACGGAAACCACCACCAAAUAAAAGACAAAAAAAAAUGAAAUUUCCUGUGAUUUGUGUCCAAUUAAAAAAGCUUCAAGUACAGGGAGAGAAAAAAUAAGUCUAAGAUGCGGAGAUGUGGGGGGAUGAGAAGGCUGGCGCAUCACUUGAAGACAACCGUGUCCAGCAUAGCACCCAGACACUGAACAAUGUUGUUCUGCAUGAGAGUCUCCACUUUCUCCUCCAAAUGCCUCUUCGGAUCCUGCUUGCCGACAUUCUUUAUUGCCAGCUGUUCUGGGGUCAUCUUUUCCUCAUCCUCCAGAGCCUGCAAGAAUAUUGUUGAAUAAAUUACCCAAUUUUUUACAUAUUUUACACCAAAACA